Clonostachys byssicola is the source of this 1521-nucleotide messenger RNA. NCBI's taxonomy places the organism in Eukaryota, Fungi, Ascomycota, Sordariomycetes, Hypocreales, Bionectriaceae. The record is from the annotation of a GenBank genome assembly.
AUGCCACUCACUCUGCUUGCCCUCCCCUUGGAGAUCCUCCACUACAUUUGUAAUUGCCUUACCGACCAUGCCGAUGUGUCCAAUUUUCGCCUCGCGUGCCGCACGCUGAGCAGCGUUGGCCUUGACAACUUGGCGCCAACUGUUUCAUUUGCCAUCCUUCCAGAAAGCCUUGACCGCCUGAAGGCCAUUGCCGCCCAUCCUGUGCUCAGACACCACGUCUACACCGUCAUCUGCCUCACUGAUGUGCUGCCGUAUUACGAUUCAUUUGAAACCUGGAAGCGCAACGCGCAAGAGUCUGAUUUUCAUCUUGGAUGGGUUGUCCAGGCUGACGAUGAAUGGGCUCAAGAGUCCGAUAUACUUGCGCAAGCCCGACAUCAAAUUUCAGACGCCAAGCUACGGGAAGGAUGGCAGGCUUAUUUAUCAAACCUUGCUACUCAAGAGAAAGCUUUUCAGUCCUUGGAUGAUCCCCAGGAACUGAUAGAUGUGUUCAAGGGGUUGACUCAUCUUAAAAAUCUCGAGAUAAAGGGUUCUGAAAGUGACGGGGAUUCGCUUUCUACGCAGAUAUCAAAGAAACUCUUUGAUUCAUGUUUAGUCCGACCCAGCCCUAGGCUUGCUCGACCCUUCUUCCCUUUUGAAAGCAAUGGAUAUUUUGGAUCUCAUACUGCUAAACUGUUGACAUCCUUGUUGACCGCAGCUAGCGCUGUACACAGGGAAAUAGUCAGUCUGAGAGUAGACACGCUGGACUGCUGUUUCUUUGGAGAUGGCGGGCCAAAGAUUGAGUGUUUUGCGCAAGCCCUAAACAACCUCUGCCAUCUCAAACUAGAGUUAGCUGUCGAAGGGUUUGAAGAUAACUUUACAUCUUUGGACAAGGCUAGACAGGCCCUCUCCUCAGACCAUCUUCAGAACUUUCUUUGCUCGGCCCUUGAACUGGAAGUUCUCGAAAUUCAAUUCAUUAGCGACUCCUAUGAGCCAGUUCUUGGCAACAUAGCUAAGAUAUUUCCUACGGAAUCCAUCUGGCGUAGCCUAAGGGUUCUCGACCUAGAAGGCAUUUUCUUCACUCCAUCUUCUUUCCUGGACUUCCUUGGCUGCCACAGCGAGACCCUCAGACAUCUCUACCUAACUGACUGUGAUCUCGCUGCCGCCCAAGAACCAAUUUCCCCUGUUCUUGCCCCAGCGGGAGAAGAUCAAAGUUCGCCCAGCCUUCUCUGGUCAGACUUCUUUAUUCCCUUCUCGAGAAUGUUUUCCCUUGAGUCUUUCUAUAUCUCCGGCUUGUUAACAGUCAACCGUCCUCUUGACGAUGUGGCUCCCGACUAUAUUCAACCUCGUGAUGGAGUGCAGAAUAUCGGACUCACCGUCGGCAAGGUACUGCAGAUCUUGAUAUGCUCAGAGCCGUUCAACGCCUUCCUGAGGCGUAAAGUCGGGGGAUCGCAAGACAUAGACGCGGAUACAGUAAAGGCUCACAUGAUUGAGGAUUUGGUGGACAACGUCCCCAUAUUCAAAUGCGGCACGAGAGUUACCUGA